AAAAAUGACCAGAGGAUAUUCGUUAGAACAGGAUUUAAAAUUAUUAAUAAAUAAUCCAAAAUAUAGCGAUAUAGAAAUUUUAUGUGAAGAUGAAAAGAAAUUAUAUGGUUGUAGAGCAAUUUUGGCCGCAAGGUCCGAAGUAUUUGAUAGAUUACUUUAUAAUGGAAUGAAAAGAAAUUAUAUGGUUGUAGAGCAAUUUUAGCUGCAAGGUCCGAAGUAUUUGAUAGAUUACUUUAUAAUGGAAUGAAAGAAAGUUAUGAAAAGCAAAUUUCUUUUCCAAAGAUUAAUUCCGCUGGAAUGGAAAUUAU
This is a messenger RNA of Rhizophagus irregularis DAOM 181602=DAOM 197198, 308 nucleotides long. The record is from RefSeq and is a predicted model, not a curated record. NCBI's taxonomy places the organism in Eukaryota, Fungi, Glomeromycota, Glomeromycetes, Glomerales, Glomeraceae.